AUGAAAUUAACUAGUGACGGUUACACCUGGCGGAAAGAGACCGGCGUCAAGAAAGGUGACCUCCACUGCCGAGGUGUCGUUGAGCCGCGAGAGAAGUACACCGCGCCAGCUGGCCACAUCUUCGAUGCCAUUGUUAUUGGAGCUGGAUACAGUGGCUUGAGGGCUGCGAGAGACUUGACGGACUAUGGCCUUUCUGUUCUCAUGUUGGAAGCUCGAGAUCGCGUCGGUGGACGAACAUAUACCGUGGAAUCAGAUGGCUGUCUGUAUGAAAUGGGUGGAACAUGGGUGACCCACCAUAUGGGAUACCUGUUCCAAGAAAUGACGCGAUACAAACUCGAUCGCGACCUCAUUUUGACCCAUCACAGAGAAUACGAGAAUGAUUACUACACGAUCAAUGUUCCUGGAGCUACUCCUCGGAAGCUCACACACGAGGAAGCCGGCGAGAUCACUGCUCGAGCAUGGGACGUGUUCGUCAACAUCGACGGACAACACUGUCGAACUAUUUGCCCUUUACCCCAUGCCCAGCUUGACAACAUCAUGGUGGAUCGGAAAGAAGUGGAGCGCUACGACAAGAUCUCUUGCAGGGAUAGGUUCGAGGAGAUCAAGCAUCUCCUAACGGCAGAGGAAGCUGGGAUCUUGAACGGAUUAAUACUGCAUAUCACAGGCGGAACUAUGGAGAAUUCGAGCCUAUGGGAUAUGAUCCGCUCCCAUGCGCUCAUGGCACAUUCCUCAGUCAAUUUCGGGCCAAUCUGGACCACAUUCAAGCUUCGACGGGGCCAGUCGGCUCUUGCUAAAGCGAUGUUCCAGGAGAGUGUGGACAACGGGCUACAGUACUUUUUCCAGACUCCGGUCAAAUCGAUCAUCGAUCAUGCCGGCUCGCAUGUCCGCGUUGUGUCGCAUUCCGGUAGAGACUUCCGCGCCCGUCGGAUAGUCAGCACGAUCCCUUUGAAUGUGCUUCACUCAAUUGAGUUUGAUCCACCACUCUCUCCUACCCGCCAGGAGGCGAUCUAUGUCGGGCACGUUAACUUCAUGACAAAGAUCCACGCCGACGUGAAGGAAAAGGGCCUCACAUCUUGGAACGGAAUGAAGCUCUCCAACUUGCUCAUGUUUGGCUACGGAGAUGGAGUAACCCCUAACGGUGACGCACAUAUCGUGGGCUUCGGCAAGGAUGAACGAGCCACCUUCGUCCCUGAAAGAGACCCAGAGAAAGCUGUUGACGCUUUCCAACAGCUUCACCCAAUGGAAGUUAGGAGAAUGAUAUUCCAUAACUGGAACACAGACCCCUGGUCGCAAGGCGGACCUGCUUGGUGGCAACCCCAGUUCAUGUCCAAGUACCAAGACGAAUUACAGAAGCCGCAUGGUCAUGUUUUCUUCGCAUCUGCAGACUGGGCUCAUGGCUGGCGAGCUGCUAUUGACGGUGCCUUGGAGCAAGGCUCUCAUGCGGCGUUACAAAUCAAGAAUGAGCUAAAGAGCGCUCGGGGAGGCAGCGUCAAGGCAAGGUUCUAG
This is a messenger RNA of Aspergillus melleus, 1506 nucleotides long. Its product is annotated as flavin monoamine oxidase family protein. Lineage: Eukaryota; Fungi; Ascomycota; Eurotiomycetes; Eurotiales; Aspergillaceae. The transcript has 5 exons. The record is from RefSeq and is a predicted model, not a curated record. Gene Ontology annotation, molecular function: oxidoreductase activity. Bases 1 to 1506 code for a protein of 501 amino acids.